UGAGUCAGAGUUGCGCAUGAAAUCCCUCGCUGAGCGCGAGAUGGGCCGCCUGAAGCAAGACAUCGCGCAGCUGGAGUUGGAAACGGAAAGACUGGGGAAGCAGAGGGAUCAACAGAAGAGGGCCAUCCUGAGAGGGGCCCAAAAGGUAAAGGAGCUGGAGCGGGAGCAGGCGCAGGGCCAGGAGGUGCUAGACUCCCUGCGGCAGGACGCCGUCCGAGGAGAGGAAGACCACGCCGUCCUGAUGAAGUGCAUGCAGGAGGAUGAAUGCAGGACCGUCAAUGUUAGACUCUUGACCUGAUGGAGUCUGGGACACAACCAUUGUUUUUGGGGUUCUGGUUUUGGUCACAGUGGCCGCUCCAGAUCCCGGCCAAUAAAUUAGGAGAAAUAUUAUCUCCUUUGACACCAGUGAAAUUCUAGCAGGUGGCUGACAGAUUUAAAAUGAACAUCGGACUUCACCAAUGUUCUUUUGUAUGUUCCUGUGUUUUAGUCAGUAAAAUGUUUAUUUAAAAAACUUCAGUGACAUGCUCAUGGGGUCGGUUCUGAGAUGGAGCAGGGAUAGUCCUGAACACCUGUCUCCCCCCUGACUGCUGCUGCAGGACCUCCUCCUGAGAAUGGAAAAGCAGAACAUUGAGGCCAGGCAGAGACAUGAGGCCAUGGAUGAGGACUGGGAGAGAACAGCUACUGCAGAGCUGGAGUGGGAGAGGACGGAGGAGGCUAUUUGCCAGUUGUGCAAAGAGAGGGAGGAACUGACCAGGCACUGGCAGACCAGUGUCAGUCACAUGACCAAGAGGCAUCAGGACAUGGACCUGUGUAUCAUGUCCCUGUCUUUGGUGAAGGAGGAGGUAAAGGAGAGGGGAGAGGCGGUAAAGAUGGUGAGGGAGACUCUGGAGAGCUUGUGGCGGAGGAACGCGGAGGCUGGCCGGUGGGUGGAGACUGUGAGCCGGCAGGCGGCUGAGAUGAAGUGGGGGUCUGGAGAGCAGGAGAGCCGAAGCACUGUGCUGUAUGGCGAGUGUAAGGUCCUCAAGUGUGCCGUUGACCGGACCAACACAGAGGUGAAGAUGGCGCAAUCCCUCCUGGCUGAGCUGACAACAAAUGUGCACGCCAACAAGAACAGGCUGGAAAAGGCCAGGCUCCACAGUGCUUCCCUAGAGGAGGAGCUAAAAACUGAGAUGGAGGUGGUGGUCAGAGCAAAGGAGGAGGCAGAGCAGGCAGAGCAGGAGGUGAAGAAGGAAGAGAAAGCCAGCAAGGAUGCUGAUGCCAGGUUUUAUGGGCACCAGGAGGUGCUCGCUCGGAAGGCAGAGCAGCUGCAGGCCCUGAAACGGGAGGAGAAAGGGCAGCAGGCGGAGGUUUCGGCUGGGCGUAGCGCUCUCUCCACAAUGAGCCGCCAGCAGCAAGAGAUAGAAAGGAUCCUCAUCAGGAAAAAGGAGGCUGUGUACAAGCAGGACUCCCAUAUGGAGCUGCUGGAGAGGAGGAUGCAGGAGCUGAGUGCAGGAGAGGGCAGGAAGCUGGUGGAGCUCUUGAAGGAGGAGGCAGCACAGGUCUCCAUGUACAUGGAGGAGAGGAAGAGGACCCUCUGCUUUCAGCAUGGGGAGCUGCAGAAACUGGAGGGGGAACUUCGCCUCGCGAAGCGAGACGCAGAGAAGCUGGCAUCGGAGAGAAAGAGCCUGAGCUGUAAAGUGGAGGAUCUGGAGCUGAUCACUGCAGCCACUGAGAGGGAGCUCAGUGAGAUCACAGGGGAGAAACUGGAGUUUAUGGUGAAGGAGAACCUGCUGAAGCUGGAAGUGAAGCAGGCCAAUGACAGGCUUCAGAGCGAGAAGGACAGGAUUGUCUCCCUGGAAAAGCAGCGGUUGCGUCUAGAGGCGGAGUUUAAGGGGAAGGAGGCAGAGCUCCACCUUCAGAAGGAGGCGGUCCAGAGGCAAAUUAAACAAGUAACCCAGGGGUGUCAGAAGACCAGGGCCGAGUGGAACAGGCAGCGAUGUAAAGCUCAGAAGCUGCAGAAAAAGCAUGAGGCCAUCGCUGUGUUCACCGUAUGCCUGGAGGGAGAGGAAGUCUCUCUACAGCAGUAUCAAGAUGAGGUAAAGAGGCAGAGAGAGGAACUGAAGCAGAAGAAAGAGGAACUGAACAGGAAGCAGGCCACGAAGCAGAGGGAGGUCAUGGACCUGAAGAACAAGCUGUCCGCAGUCAGAGGGAAGUGUGAAGAGAGGAAGACUCUGGAGCAGACACUUUGUGUGAUGCAGGACAAACAUACCCAAAAGGCCAGCCAUGUGAAGGAGCUCAAAAAGCAUAUUAAGGGCAUGAACAUGUCUCUGCUCCAUGAGGAGAGGGAGGUUCUGCAGAAACGUUCUCUGCUCCAGGAUCUGCGCUCUGAGAUGCACGCCCAGGAAGAGGAGCUGAGCCAGACCCUCAAAUUGUGCUCUGAACUGGCCUCCAACAUCCGUUCAGAGAUGGUAAACAGUGACAAAACCGAGGAGGAGGACAUGGACUGGCAUGAGCUACAGGAGUUCUCAGAGACAGCAGUGAUGUUGCUCCUAGAGGUCAUGGACAAUUACCCUGACCUCAGAUCAGUCCUGAAGGCACUGUUUAUGGAGAGGGGUCUAACCCUGGACAGGCCCAGUCCGGGGUGGGAUAGCCGGCAGAGCGGAGAGUCGGCGUCUACACGCAGCUGGGACUCUUCAGACAGGGGCAGCAUGAAGUCCCUGGAGCAGCAGACACAAGACACACAGCUAGCCGUUCAGGCUCAGGGGAGCCCCUGCCAGCUGACCAAUCACCAGCAUGACUCUGGGUGGGGCAGCUCCAGCCAGAGUGAUGAGAGCAGCAGGAGCAGCAGCAAAAGCAGGAAAUUCUAGCCCCUCUCUAGACGUUGUGGAUUGCCCAGGAUGACACCUGCUUUCAGAUUUUUCUUUGUGCCACAGGACCACAGCACAGUGGCACACUCACCCAGCUAUUAUAACGAUUUUAAAGAUAAAAUAAGCUUGUGUAGUCACAAAUGAAUGAUACAUUACUGUGAGUAAUAGCAACACUGAUUGCACAGGUAACAUACGUCAAUGUCUGUACAGGAAAGCAGUACUUUUAUUGUGACAAAUAAUAUUGCGUUAAUAUCAGUGCCCGGUGUGAGAAACACUCUUGAGAACUGAAGUUCCCUCAAUUCACAGAAGGUGGCAGUGCUGUUAAAAAACCACCCUGCUUCCUUCCUUCCAAUCUGAUGACAAACUGCAAUACAUGCUUGCUGACUGCUGGGGGUGCCAGAUUGCUUUUUACAAAGAGCAACUCUUAUAUUCAUGUUUUUUAUUCACUGCAGCGAGUCAUUUGUGAGUGUGCUAUCAUUAAAUAAAAUCCAGUGUUUAAAAUCCA
Messenger RNA from Anguilla rostrata (American eel), 3351 nucleotides. RefSeq names its product coiled-coil domain-containing protein 39-like. Bases 612 to 2846 code for a protein of 744 amino acids. The record is from RefSeq and is a predicted model, not a curated record. Gene Ontology annotation, biological process: epithelial cilium movement involved in determination of left/right asymmetry; cilium-dependent cell motility; inner dynein arm assembly. Gene Ontology annotation, cellular component: axoneme. Lineage: Eukaryota; Metazoa; Chordata; Actinopteri; Anguilliformes; Anguillidae. The transcript has 17 exons.